GCGCGAGCGCAAGCAUUGCCUACAGAGCAAGAGAGCAAAGGCACGCGAAACCAUCAGUAUCCUUCCAAAAACUCAAAAAUCCUGUGCUGCACGAGAUAAUUUCGCGGCACGACCCGAGAAAAGUGUUUGAUUGAAACCGGAUAAACGGGACAGUCAAGCAAGAUCGAUCGAGCAAAACAGAGUGGCAGUGAGUGGCCGCACAAGUGCGCCAUCAGUAGACUGUAAGCGAUCUACCAUUAAGAAGUGAUCGAUUGGAAUUGAGUGUGCGGGAGGAGCAAGAGGCAACGGGAUUUCCACCGCAUCUCGUUAACAAGUGUGUUGUGUGUUUGCUUGGAACGUUGGCAAAAACGGCAGGCCGUGAUUGAAGAAACCGUGAUAAAUCAACAGCUUCAGCAAGAUGAACACGGAGGAGUUUCGAAAGUACGGUAAACAGAUGAUCGAUUACAUCUGCGACUACGGGCAGACGAUCGAUACGCGUGACGUCGCACCGACGGUGGAUCCGGGAUUUUUGCGUCAACUGCUGCCAGAUGAGGCACCGCAGAAGGGCGAAGACUUUAAGCGCAUGCUGGAUGACGUCGAGACGAAGAUCAUGCCGAAUAUGGUGCACUGGAACCAUCCGCGGUUCUUCGCCUACUUCCCGGCCGGCAACUCCUAUCCGUCGAUCCUGGGCGACAUGCUGAGCAGUGCGAUCGGGUCAAUUGGUUUCUCAUGGGCAUCCAGUCCGGCCGCAACCGAGCUGGAGACGAUCGUCCUCGAUUGGUACGCGAAAGCGCUCGAUCUCCCAGCAUUCUUCCGCAGCGAUGCAAAGGGUACGCGUGGUGGUGGCGUCCUGCAAGGAUCGGCCUCCGAGUGUGCCCUCGUCUGCAUGAUGGCAGCCCGUGCCCGUGCGAUCAAGGAACUGAAGGGUCCACACGUCGACGUACACGACAGCGUCUAUCUGCCGCAGCUGGUGGCAUACGCAUCAAAGGAAGCACACUCAUCGAUCGAGAAGGCCGCCAAAAUGGCGAUCGUGAAGCUGCGAGCACUCGACACCGACAGUCGCGGUGUUUUCCGUGGUGACACCCUUCGCCAAGCGAUACAGGAAGAUUUGGCGCAAGGGUUAACACCGUUCUUCGUCGUGGCCACCGUCGGUACGACGUCGGCCUGUGUGUUCGAUAAUCUCGUCGAGAUCGGACAGGUGUGCCGGGAGGUGCGCAGCAUAUGGUUCCACGUCGAUGGUGCGUACGCUGGCAAUUCUUUCAUCCUGCCCGAGAUGCGUCGGUUCAAGGAGGGGCUCGAGUACGCCGAUUCCUUCAACACAAACCCCAACAAACUGCUGCUCACCAACUUUGACUGUUCGGCCAUGUGGGUGAAGGAUGUAAAGUCACUGACGACGGCACUGGCCGUCGAUCCGCUCUAUCUACAGCACGAUCACAGCAGUGCGAUCGACUACCGGCACUACGGUAUCCCGCUGAGCCGCCGGUUCCGUGCACUGAAGCUGUGGUUCGUCUUCCGCUCGUACGGUAUCGUGGGACUGCAGAAGUACAUCCGCAAUCACAUCGCGCUCGCUAAGCGCUUCGAAGCGCUCGUCAAUUCCGACGAUCGUUUCGAGGUGCGAAACGACGUCAACCUGGGUUUGGUGUGCUUCCGGUUGAAGCAACAGGAUCGCAUCAAUCGGGAUCUGCUGGCCAGAAUCAACCAGUCGGGCAAGUUCCACAUGACACCGGCCAUGGUACGCGGCAAAUACAUCAUCCGAUUUUGCGUCACGUACGAGCACGCCACCGAAGAACACAUCGAUUAUGCCUGGGAGGAAAUAAAGAAUUACGCCGAAGAGACACUGGUGGCCGAGUGUCCGGAGGAGGUGCAGGAGCCGACAACACCGACGGCCAAGAAAACACCGAAAAAGCUCACCCGCAGCAUGUCCACCCGCUUCUCCUUCACGCGCAGCGUUUCGAGAGAGAUCUUCGAGCGACAAAACAGUCGCUCGCAACUUACUGAUGGGUGCACACCGAUCGUCAUUAUCGAUACGGACGACAUCCUGGAGAGCUUACAGCGUGCGUCGCGCAUGAACGGUGAGCGAAGUGGCACGAACGAGACGUACGACGAUGAAGGUGAUACCGACAGCACCGACGAGGCCAGCAAUUGACUAGGAGAAGGCCGCACCGCGGAUUCCUGUAGCUCUCGAUCGUCCGAAACGGGCGAAUCGUCCGAGGGCCCAACAACCGCCGCAGUAUCGCCGGUAACGGCCGGGAACGGCCUCGUCGCGGCCCUUAACCCGAAAGACAAUGGGUGUAGCUGCCCGUACCAUCGGCAUCUGAGGCAGCACCUGCAGGAACCACGACCGGCCAAAUCGAAAAGCUGCUCCCAUAUUAAGCAGUUGUGAUAAGCUCCUUCUCGUCGUCAUUGUCGUCGUUGUGGGCGACUACUGGUACCCCUGAACCGGUACCGACUGAAAAGUAUUAUUUAUUUGUGUAAUAACUGCUGUGGCCGUUAGCCGCUCUAGCAGCUCUAGCUCGUAAGAACCAAUUUCCAUCUCGCCAUGACGCCAAGAUUGCCACUCCGAAGGGUUGCAGCGUUGGUAAUGCUUCUUUUCGUAGGCGCUUAAGAGUAAUUAGUGUACUUAAAAGGCACGAUAAUAAACGUGAAUGUUAUAUAGCA
Molecule: messenger RNA, 2637 nt
Organism: Anopheles aquasalis
Lineage: Eukaryota; Metazoa; Arthropoda; Insecta; Diptera; Culicidae
Gene: Tdc1
Product: Tyrosine decarboxylase 1
Biological process (GO): amino acid metabolic process; carboxylic acid metabolic process
Cellular component (GO): cytoplasm
Molecular function (GO): carboxy-lyase activity; pyridoxal phosphate binding
Source: RefSeq, a predicted model, not a curated record